CCGUCGUUAUUGGAUCGUUAGAAAUGGUUGUUCUGUCCGUUGCUGGCUUGCUGCUAAGGGAGGGUUAGAAAAGGAGUUGUUGGAUUCGCAACUUGCUCCUGUCUGCAGUCUUGUUCGAUUUAGCGAAGUCCACAAGUCCACCCCCACAGAGUCCCGUUAGAUGUCAGAUUUUAAGCUGGCAAAUAUUUUGCCAUAAGUACGCCAGUAAUUAGUUUGUCGGCCUUCUCUACCAGCUGGAUUCGGCAAACGUUCCCGCACGUCUCAGUUUGUUUUUUCAGUCGGUUUAAACAGCAGUGCGUUUAAGUACAAUUUCUACGGAGGAUAGCUUUACGGGGUCUGAGUAUGUAACAUGUCCUCCCGAUAGAAAUGAUGUCUAACAGAACAUGAUUCAUCUGGAUAUCCGCUAAGAUCUGCAAGUGUAAUAAGACGAAUUAGAUGGCGUCCCCUCGCACGCGGCAUUGUUUGAUGAAACUUCAGCCACAAUUUGGAAAUAAUAAAUGCUUUGAAUGUGGAGCUCAUAAUCCCCAAUGGGCUUCCGUUUCCUACGGAGUAUGGAUCUGCCUCGAAUGCUCUGGACAGCACAGGGGUUUGGGAGUACAUUUAAGUUUCGUGCGCUCAAUCACAAUGGACAAAUGGAAAGAUCAGGAGUUGGAGAAGAUGCAGGUUGGUGGUAAUUCCAGGGCAAAAGAGUUUUUGGAGGAACAAGAUGAUUGGAGCUGGGAUAUGGACCUGCGUGACAGAUACAAUACGAAAGCGGCCGCCCUGCUCCGUGACAAGAUCGCAACAGAAGCUCGCGGGGAGGAGUGGAGUUUGGAAACGUCGCCUGCAAGGAACUACCAGAGUUAUGCCAUUCUUCGUAAGCCACAGUCAAGCGGAAAGGCUAGCAAAGCACCUUUCGGAAGCGGAAUAAGAUCUGGUGGACAAGCUAGUGGCGACUGGAUUUCAAAUGGAGGAGCGUAUCAGUCAAUAUCAUCCGACGAAGUUUCUCGGCAAAAGGAUUCGUUCUUUUCAUGGGUACAAGCGGAAAACGCGUCUCGACCUGGCAAUUUACCACCUUCGCAGGGGGGACGUUAUUCUGGCUUUGGUAACCAGGUAUACUCCCCUCCAAGCGUUAGCUCUGCGCAAACGCCGGCCGAACAAGCUACCGAGAUGCUUGGCUCGGUCUGGUCUUCAUUCAGCUCGCUUGCCAUUAAGGUCGGAGGAGCUGCUGCCAAUAAGGUGAUGGAGGCUUCGGAAGUGGUGCAACAACGCGUCAAAGAGGCCAGUCUUGUUGAUUCAUUGAGCAAUCAAGUCUCUCGAGUGGCUGACGUUACUAGGCGAUCGGUACACGAUAUCACGUCAGCUCUCGCACAAAAGGCUGGCUUCGAACAGAUUGCUGGCAAUGAUGAUCCCCGUGGCUUCAGAGACGAUUCGGCGAUUGGCGACAGUCAUGCUCUCUGGGACAGGGAGGCUAUUAUGCCAAAAAGUAAGAGUGCAACAGCAGGUUGGGGAAGCUCGUCAUACCAGAACGACUCGACGUCUAACAGCAAUGACAGCAGCGCGCAGCCAAAAGGUCGCCGAAAGCCUGUGGAGAAGGUCCAAGAGGAGGACGGAGACUGGGGUGACUGGGGUAACAAUGACUGGGGAGGAAGUGACAAAAACUAGAGUAGCGAAAAAAUAAAAAUACAGCAGCAAAAGUAAAAGAAGGAUGUCCAGUGGACUAUCGAUGUGUACUGCAGAGAAGAGGAUGACGAAGUAGUAGUAAUGCAAGCUUUUUGUUUAGACACAAAGCGACUAAAUUGUCUACCGAGAUUAAGCUGUUUUAAUGGACCUCCAUGAUUGUUGGGCUAAUGGGAAUGAUAUUCCCAUGAGAACAAAUGAGAAAGAGAGUCAAAUGUUGAACUUCCUAACAAAGGCAUGGUCAGCCGCAUGCCUCUCCAUGCGUUUCUUAGUUCGAUUGGACUGUAAUGAAAAACGGAAAGAAGAGAUGCCAUCGGAGAUAGCCACGCACCUUUAUGGUAAGCUAGCGUAUAUUUUGACAUACGAAAAGUAGAGCAAGAUGAUGGAUGAGGGAAGAAAAUCAACAUAAAGUAAAAGCGUAGAAAGUCACUGAAGACGGCGGCUUUAAAUGUGACCAUAGUUUAUAUAUAACAAUUUGGUGGCGGCCACUUGAGAGUUGAUAGUUGACGAUGACGAAUCUGGAAGCAGCAAUGUCCAAAAAGUGUUAUGUAUGAAUAGAUAAGGUGGAAUAACAAAUACAAUUAGGAAAUCAAGGCAACUGAGCGGCACCGAUAGACCUAUAUUAUGGAUUUCGAUUAUAGAAAUGUGACCACGUCCUAUCCGUGUGUCAGAGAUAUGUAACCUAUUUUCGUAGAUAAAAUAAACCUAGCUAAGAAGCACUGAAGCCUCACCAACUGUACCAUGAAUAAAUCUCGCUCCAGUUACCGUAAGAAUAAUUAGCACAUUUAAAUGAACUUCUCGAGUCCAAUCUCUAUGAUAGUUAACAACAAAUAUAGUUCUUAGGUUCCUAUUAAGAUGUAAUUCUUUGCCCGUGGCCCGAACGAGAUUUUAUUUUCAUCAUAUAAUAUUGUCCAUAAGACAAAUGAUAUAUAUACAUAUAUAUAUAUAUAUAAAUUUUUUCCAAUGUUUUUUUAUAAUAAACAGCAAGAUAGAACGGACAAUGAACUCUAGAUAUCGGAUACUAGUUCGACCUCGAGUUGUACUGACAAUAGGGGUAAAGGCAGUGAUGAUUAUCACCUUUAUGCGAGUUGGUAUAACUGAUGAAUAAAACUACGCAAUUAUUUUUCUACCUUGUUAGAGUCAUAGAAAUUAUUUCUUUUGAAUAAGUGAUAGUUGUUAUUGGUUUUUCGAAUCCAUCUGUAGUGGUUUCGGUGCAGGUGUCCGAUCAACAGUGCAAUGCAGACGAAUCAUUUUGCACCUAUGCUGAGGGACUCCUUGAGGAAAUCUUUUUUGUUGUUGAUUUUGUUCAGUUCCGUCACCGCCAUUGAUGUUACAGUGGUAUAUAGAUGUUACAACAUGUAACGGAGGACAAGGAAUUCUUAACACCUAAGCUCUACCCAACAUAAUUUCGUGAUGACAGUUAAGAUAAUUAUAGCGUCCAUGACAUGACUAUGACGAAACGACUGAA
This is a messenger RNA of Varroa destructor (honeybee mite), 3127 nucleotides long. RefSeq names its product ADP-ribosylation factor GTPase-activating protein 1 (gene ArfGAP1). Gene Ontology annotation, molecular function: GTPase activator activity. Gene Ontology annotation, cellular component: Golgi membrane. Gene Ontology annotation, biological process: regulation of ARF protein signal transduction; regulation of endocytosis. Lineage: Eukaryota; Metazoa; Arthropoda; Arachnida; Mesostigmata; Varroidae. The record is from RefSeq and is a predicted model, not a curated record.